This is a messenger RNA of Marmota flaviventris (yellow-bellied marmot), 6576 nucleotides long. It is a transcript of the gene Tulp4, whose product is annotated as TUB like protein 4. Gene Ontology annotation, molecular function: protein binding. NCBI's taxonomy places the organism in Eukaryota, Metazoa, Chordata, Mammalia, Rodentia, Sciuridae. The record is from RefSeq and is a predicted model, not a curated record.
UGGAGGAGUUGUUCUAGGGAGCCCUGCGUUCCUCAGGGACACAGGGCCCAGCUUUGCAGUAGGAAGUUUCUGGUUCUGAACAUCGGGGAAAAGAGUGAUUUUCUUCCUAAAAUUUGGACUGCUGUCUGCACAAAUUCUGGUCUGCUUUGCACGAUUUGUGUGCCUUUUUUUCCCUUUAUGCAAUCUUUUUCAGCUUUAGCAGCAGAAAUUUGUCUAGUUUGGAAAACAUGCCAGAGGGUGGCUUCAGAAGGAAGAUGAUCCUGUAUGGUCUGUCACUGCAUCUGAACUUUUGAGUAGAAAUAGAAAAUACCAGCUAGAGGGAUUCUUAAAGCCUUAAGUUACUUGAAAUCUAUGUAUUUGCAACCCUUUGUCUCUGGAAUCACAUUACACAAAACUGGAAUCUCAGGCUGAACGAGAAUAACCAAGUUGAGUAAAAAAGAAGAAAACUCUUUUGUUUCUUGAUCACCACUUAUUAACAAUGCUCUUUCUCCAAAGGAUCAGUGUGUUCUUCCUCUAAGGACUUAAAAAUAAAAAUGGACCCCAUGUUUUUUUAGGCAUAACCUUUUCUUAGCAGACUGCCUGCCAUCAUCUUUUAUAGAGGAAUUUUUUCACUAUGCAUUUGGUGGAUCUUUAUAACAUACUGACCUUCUAAUUAGCUCCAGGUCAGUCUUAAAGGGGGAAAAAAGCAACACAAACCAAUCAUAAAAAUAAAAUAAAUAAACCAAUGAAAGAAUUUGGUUUAAAAUUUCCACCAUUAAGUAAGCAUUACUUUUUAAGUAAAACAAUUCAUUGAAAAAAGUAUGUAUGCAGCGGUGGAACAUGGACCUGUGCUUUGCAGUGACUCCAACAUCCUCUGUUUAUCCUGGAAGGGGCGUGUCCCCAAGAGUGAGAAGGAGAAGCCCGUGUGCAGGAGGCGCUACUAUGAGGAAGGCUGGCUGGCCACUGGCAAUGGGCGAGGUGUGGUGGGCGUGACUUUCACCUCCAGCCACUGCCGCAGGGACAGGAGUACUCCACAGAGGAUAAACUUCAACUUGCGGGGCCACAAUAGUGAGGUUGUGUUGGUGAGGUGGAAUGAGCCGUACCAGAAGCUGGCCACGUGCGACGCAGACGGGGGAAUAUUCGUGUGGAUUCAGUACGAAGGCAGGUGGUCUGUGGAACUGGUCAACGACCGCGGGGCUCAGGUGAGUGAUUUCACGUGGAGCCACGAUGGGACUCAAGCACUUAUUUCCUAUCGAGAUGGGUUUGUCCUGGUUGGUUCUGUCAGUGGACAAAGACACUGGUCAUCUGAGAUCAACCUGGAAAGUCAAAUCACAUGUGGCAUAUGGACUCCUGAUGACCAACAGGUGCUGUUUGGCACGGCCGACGGGCAGGUAAUUGUCAUGGACUGCCAUGGCAGGAUGCUGGCCCACGUCCUCCUGCAUGAGUCUGACGGCAUCCUCAGCAUGUCCUGGAACUACCCCAUCUUCCUGGUGGAAGACAGCAGCGAGAGUGAUACCGACUCAGACGACUACUCCCCUCCCCAAGAUGGUCCUGCAGCGUACCCCAUCCCAGUGCAGAACAUCAAGCCUCUGCUCACCGUCAGCUUCACCUCGGGAGACAUCAGCUUAAUGAACAACUACGAUGACUUGUCUCCCACUGUCAUCCGCUCAGGGCUGAAAGAGGUGGUAGCUCAGUGGUGCACACAGGGAGACUUGCUGGCAGUUGCUGGGAUGGAGCGGCAGACCCAACUCAGCGAGCUCCCCAAUGGUCCCCUUCUGAAGAGUGCCAUGGUCAAGUUCUACAAUGUUCGAGGGGAGCACAUCUUCACACUGGACACGCUUGUUCAGCGCCCCAUCAUCUCCAUCUGCUGGGGCCACAGGGACUCGCGGCUGCUGAUGGCCUCAGGACCCGCCCUGUACGUGGUUCGAGUGGAACACCGGGUGUCCAGCCUACAGCUACUGUGCCAGCAGGCCAUUGCCAGUACCCUGCGAGAAGACAAGGAUGUCAGCAAGCUGACCCUGCCCCCCCGCCUCUGCUCCUACCUCUCCACUGCCUUCAUCCCCACCAUCAAGCCCCCAAUUCCAGACCCCAACAACAUGCGAGACUUUGUCAGCUACCCCUCAGCAGGCAAUGAGCGGCUGCACUGCACCAUGAAGCGCACAGAGGAUGACCCGGAGGUGGGCGGCCCGUGCUACACCCUCUAUCUGGAGUACCUGGGCGGGCUCGUGCCCAUCCUGAAGGGGCGGCGUAUCAGCAAGCUACGGCCAGAGUUUGUCAUCAUGGACCCGCGGACAGACAGCAAGACAGAUGAGAUCUAUGGAAACAGCUUGAUUUCUACUGUGAUUGACAGCUGCAAUUGCUCGGACUCCAGUGACAUUGAGCUGAGUGACGACUGGGCUGCCAAGAAAUCUCCCAAAAUUUCCAGAGCUAGCAAGUCACCCAAACUCCCAAGGAUCAGCAUUGAGGCCCGGAAGUCUCCCAAGCUGCCCCGGGCUGCUCAGGAGAUCUCCCGAUCUCCAAGGUUGCCUAUGCGAAAGCCUUCCAUCGGCUCACCCAGCCUGACUCGGAGAGAGUUUCCUUUUGAAGACAUCACUCAGCACAAUUAUCUUGCUCAGGUCACGUCCAAUAUCUGGGGAACCAAAUUUAAGAUUGUGGGUUUGGCUGCUUUCCUGCCAACCAACCUCGGUGCAGUGAUCUAUAAAACCAGCCUGCUGCAUCUCCAGCCACGGCAGAUGACUAUCUAUCUCCCAGAAGUUCGGAAGAUUUCCAUGGACUAUAUUAACUUACCUGUCUUCAACCCAAAUGUUUUCAGUGAAGAUGAAGAUGAUUUACCAGUGACAGGAGCAUCUGGUGUCCCUGAGAACAACCCACCUUGUACCGUGAAUAUCCCUAUUGCACCAAUUCACAGCUCAGCUCAAGCUAUGUCUCCCACACAGAGCAUUGGCCUGGUACAGUCUCUGCUGGCCAAUCAGAAUGUGCAGCUGGACAUCCUGACCAAUCAAACUACAGUGGUGGGGGCAGCAGAACAUGCAGUUGACAGUGCCACCCAAUACCCAGUCUCCAACCGGUACUCCAACCCUGGUCAGGUGAUUUUUGGAGGUGUGGAAAUGGGCCGCAUCAUUCAGAACCCUCCUCAGUUGCCCUUACCGCCACCGCCGCCGCCACCACAGGGGGCCAUGCAGCUGUCUGUGGUGGACCACGGAGACCGAGACCAUGAACACCUACAGAAGUCCACCAAGGCCCUGCGGCCGGUGCCUCAGCUGGCAGCAGAGGGGGAUACAGUGGUCUUCAGUGCCCCCCAGGAGAUCCAGGUGACGAAGAUGAAUCCCCCACCCCCCUACCCAGGAACCAUCCCUGCUGCCCCCACCACAGCGGCACCCCCACCCCCUCUGCCACCUCCACAGGCCCCGGUGGAUGUGUGCUUGAAGAAAGGGGACUUCUCUCUCUACCCUACAUCAGUACAUUACCAGCCCCCACUGGGCUACGAGAGGAUCACUACCUUCGACAGCAGCGGCAACGUGGAGGAGGUGUGCCGGCCUCGCACGCGGAUGCUCUGCUCCCAGAACACCUACACCCUCCCCGGCCCAGGCAGCUCAGCUACCUUGAGGCUCACCGCCACUGAGAAGAAGGUCUCCCAGCCCUGCACCAGUGCCACCCUAAACCGCCUGACAGUCCCUCGCUACUCCAUACCCACAGGGGACCCACCCCCAUAUCCCGAAAUUGCUAGCCAGCUGGCCCAGGGGCGGAGUGCUGCCCAGAGACUGGAUAACAGCCUCAUCCAUGCCACCCUGCGGAGGAACAACCGUGAGGUUGCACUCAAGAUGGCCCAGCUGGCUGAUAGCUCCCGAGCCCCACUGCAGCCCCUGGCCAAGCCCAAGGGUGGCCCUGGGGGAGCAGUGGCACAACUCCCUGCGCGGCCCCCGCCAGCCUUGUACACCUGUAGCCAGUGCAGUGGCGCGGGGCCCAGCGCACAGUCAGGCACCAUUCUGGCCCAUGCUGUCAGCACCUCCCCGUUGGCCUCCCAGUCCUCUUACAGCCUCCUCAGCCCGCCCGACAGUGCCCGCGACCGCACUGACUACGUGAACUCAGCCUUCACAGAGGACGAGGCCCUGUCCCAGCACUGUCAGCUUGAGAAGGCCCCUAGGCACCCCCCGCUGCCCGAAGCUGCUGUCACUGUGAAGCGGCCUCCCCCUUAUCAGUGGGACCCUGUGCUGGGUGAGGAUGUUUGGGUCCCCCAGGAAAGGACAGCACAGACUUCGGUGCCCAACCCCUUAAAACUGCCCCCUCUAAUGUUAGGGCAGAGCCAGCACCUGGAUGUGACCCGAGUACCCUUUGUCUCCCCCAAGUCUCCUGCCAGCCCUACUGCCACUUUCCAGACAGGCUAUGGAAUGGGAGUUCCAUAUCCAGGAAGCUAUAACACCCCUUUGCCUGGAGUGCAGGCUCCCUGCUCCCCCAAAGAUGCCCUGUCCCCAACACAGUUUGCACCACAGGAGUCUGCCGUUGUCCUGCAGCCAGCGCACCCGCCCAGCCUCUCGUACUGCACCUUGCCCCCCAUGUACCCAGGAAGCAGCACGUGCUCCAGUUUACAGCUGCCACCUAUCGCCUUGCACCCAUGGAGUUCCUAUAGCACCUGCCCCCCCGUGCAGAACCCCCAGGCCACUCUUCCCCCCAAGCCCCACGUGGUGGUGGAGAAGCCCCUCGUGUCCCCACCACCACCUGACCUCCAAAGCCACAUGGGUACAGAGGUGAUGGUAGAGACCGCAGACAACUUCCAAGAAGUCCUCUCCCUGACUGAAAGCCCUGUUCCCCAGCGGACUGAAAAAUUUGGAAAGAAGAACCGGAAGCGACUGGACAGCCGAGCAGAGGAAGGAAGUGUUCAGGCCAUCACUGAGGGUAAAGUGAAGAAGGAGGCUAGGACUCUGAGUGACUUUAACUCACUCAUCUCCAGCCCUCGCCUAGGGAGAGAAAAAAAGAAAGUGAAGAGUCAGAAAGACCAGCUGAAGUCAAAGAAGUUGAACAAAACCAACGAGUUCCAGGACAGCUCAGAGAGUGAGCCCGAGCUGUUCAUCAGCGGGGACGAGCUGAUGAACCAAAGCCAGGGCAGCAAGAAGGGGUGGAAAAGCAAGAGGAGUCUGCGCACAGCCAGUGAGCUGGAGGAGUUCAAGUGCCGCAAAGCCAGUGAGAAGGAGGAUGGGCGUCUGGGCAGCCAGGGAUUUGUGUACGUGAUGGCCAACAAGCAACCUCUGUGGAACGAGGCUACACAGGUGUACCAGCUGGACUUUGGAGGGCGGGUGACCCAGGAGUCGGCCAAGAACUUCCAGAUCGAGUUGGAGGGGCGGCAGGUGAUGCAGUUUGGACGGAUUGACGGCAAUGCAUACAUUCUGGACUUCCAGUACCCCUUCUCAGCUGUGCAGGCCUUUGCAGUGGCUCUGGCCAAUGUGACUCAGCGCCUCAAAUGAAGAGAUUGGUGUGGAGAGAAGACGCCGAGGAGCCCUGGGAGGAGGAGCCUGCACUGCUGGUGCCAGAAAGACCGGAGAUGUCAGCCGGGCAGGAAGAGCCCUCAGGCCAGAGGGGCGCUAACCCUCAGGCGUUGCGCAUAUUUGGCUGUCCUUUACUGUCUUUCUUUUCUUUCAGUCGUGUGACUUUUGGAAGCAAAGAGUGCAAGGGGCCUGGUGUUCUUUCAGGAGGGACAGCCUGGCUGUUGAAUGUUCUCCUGGAUCUGCUUCUCAGUGCCUGGGAUAAGGGCCUAGGAGAGAAGACAGACCACCUGCUAGCCUGCCUUUCUUUCAGACAUAGGGAAUAUGCGUUAGGUUCAUUCUCCACAACUUCUGGCCUUUACUCCUCCAACAUUACCACUAGUGCAAAACAAAAACUUUUUUAAAGAUCACAACCAAAAAUCCUGCAGAUUCAGGUUCUCCUGGGGGAAUGGGGACAGCUUUUAAUUUAUUUGUAUUGUGCCACUCCCUAAAAGGUGACUUGAGGAAUAAAGGCAUUUGGGCAAAUGAACUCUGUUGACUAAUGAAAGCAUGCUCUGUAUGGGGGUGCUGUCACUGCUUAACUGCAGUUUGGUCAUGAGUGAUAUCAGGGAAAGCAUGAUGGGUGAGGAAGAAACUGCAUGUUGGACAGGCUCACAAUGCUUUGCAGACACCUGAGUGACUCAGGAGUGUGACCUGUGCAAGGGCUGAGCUCCUCUUCCAAGGAUGUUUACGUUGGGAGACUCCACUAGUCUCAUCCUGUGUCAGAGUUCCAUGGGACCAAUGAUGAUCAUCAUUGAGGUUGACUUCAGGAGAAGGUAGGAGACAGCAGGGGAAAGAUCCUGGCCCCGGGGUAGGGCAAGGAGUUUUCCAAGACAGUGUGGUGGUCAGUCACUAGAUUCACUUCCUGAGAAACAGCCAUUGUUCUCCCUCUGCCUUUUGUUUUUGAACCUGGAACCCAUUACUGUAAACAUGAUUUUUCCCUUCCAAUAUUAUUGCUCUGUCCUUUCUCUUCCUAAAACUGUGGACUAGACUUGAGUUGAAACCACUCCUUUCUUCCUCUUGGCUAUGUUAAAAUUCAAUUAACUAGAAAUGUUUCCAUUGAAAUAGAAAUUAUAAACAC